AUGGAGGUAAGCACUCGAUACCCAAAGCCAAGAACAGUGGUGCUGAUGGGACAUUCCUUCAUAAGGAGGCUCGGUGCAUUCAUGAACAAUGUGCAACAUUAUGAUAAUUUACGUCUUCAGAAAGAUAGUUUUGAAGUGUUAAUUCGUGCUAAGGGUGGUCUCAAGACGUACGAGCUGGCCAAUUCCAGGGAACUACUCGACUUUCAAAGUAUCCACACUGACAACGGUAUUUGUUACAUACAGAUCGGUGGAAAUGACUUUGCAGAUCCACAGGCAACACCACGCGACGUUGCUCGGCAAAUCAUGGCACUGGCACACUUUUUACUGAGGUUCUCGUAUCAGGAUCUGUGGGCGGCAAUAGAGAGGGCUCACAUGAAGGACUUCGUCACCAGUUGUGUUGGUCAGCUUAACUACGAGUGUGGAGAGGGUGGACAGAACCUGAGUGUUGGUCAGCGACAGCAAAAAUGCUUUGCCAGAGCACUGCUUCACAAGAAGAAGAUCCCUAUCCUGGAUGAAGCCACGGCAGCUGUUGAUGUGGAGACCGACAAUCUGAUCCAGUGGACAAUUAAGACUGAGUUCAGGGACUGCACGGUGAUGUCUAUAGCCCACAGACUGAAUACUAUCAAGGGUUACGACAGAAUAAUGGUUAUGGACGAAGGUCGGAUAGCGGAAUUUGAUACUCCCGACAAACUGCUGCAGAACAAAUCUGGGUUGAUUUAUUCCAUGGUGAAAGAUGCCAAUAUCAUUAGCUAGCAAACUUAUUUCUUGUCGCUUCUCAAGACAAUGCAGGUUCGAACAGCUAACAGCUCCAAUCAGAAAGAGG
This is a messenger RNA of Ostrea edulis (European flat oyster), 823 nucleotides long. Its product is annotated as multidrug resistance-associated protein 1-like. Gene Ontology annotation, biological process: transmembrane transport. Gene Ontology annotation, molecular function: ATP binding; ATP hydrolysis activity; ATPase-coupled transmembrane transporter activity. The coding region runs from base 1 to 753 and encodes 250 amino acids. The record is from RefSeq and is a predicted model, not a curated record. Lineage: Eukaryota; Metazoa; Mollusca; Bivalvia; Ostreida; Ostreidae. Gene Ontology annotation, cellular component: membrane. The transcript is spliced from 4 exons.